AUGUUCCUCACUCGCAGCGAAUACGAUCGUGGAGUCAACACCUUCUCCCCGGAAGGACGUCUUUUCCAAGUUGAAUACGCCAUCGAGGCCGUCAAGGUUUUUCAAAACGCUGCUCACUUGAAACUGCGAACAUUUAUUUUAGUUGGGUUCGACGAGUAUCGGAAUCAAGACCAGCGAAGGAGUUCUUCUGGCGGCCGAGAAGCGAUCGACGUCGAAGCUGAUGGUGAAUGACGCGAUCGAGAAGAUCAGCAAGGUGAGCAAUAAAUGUCGCAUGGAUGUGGAGAAUCCGUUUUUCAGCUGUCACUUUCGCCGGAUUGAUUGCCGAUUCGCGCACUCUCGUCGAGCGAGAUCAGGUCGAGGCUCAGAACUUCUGGUUCUGCUAAAAUCGCAAAAUCCGUGUCGAGGACGUCACCCAAUCGGUUGCCAAUCUGGCUCUUCAGUUCGGAGACGAUGACGUCAAGGUCAGUGAAAUACCGAUCAAUAUUUGCAAUAAUAACAGUUCAGGCGUCGAUGUCCGCCCGUUCGGAGUGGCCCGAAGCUCUUCCAUCUUGA
Molecule: messenger RNA, 552 nt
Organism: Caenorhabditis sp. 36 PRJEB53466
Lineage: Eukaryota; Metazoa; Nematoda; Chromadorea; Rhabditida; Rhabditidae
Source: the annotation of a GenBank genome assembly